This is a messenger RNA of Tripterygium wilfordii, 1449 nucleotides long. RefSeq names its product probable aspartic protease At2g35615. The transcript has a single exon. The record is from RefSeq and is a predicted model, not a curated record. Gene Ontology annotation, biological process: proteolysis. The coding region runs from base 56 to 1342 and encodes 428 amino acids. NCBI's taxonomy places the organism in Eukaryota, Viridiplantae, Streptophyta, Magnoliopsida, Celastrales, Celastraceae. Gene Ontology annotation, molecular function: aspartic-type endopeptidase activity. Gene Ontology annotation, cellular component: extracellular region.
CACCUUUAAUCAUCUCUCUCUGUAUCUGUUUUCUCUCUUUCCAAUCACUACCACAAUGCAUAAAUUAAUCUUUGUUAUGAUGUUCCUUUUGUUGAACUUUUCUAUUCAAUCUCAAACUCAAGCUAAGAGUUAUGGAUUUAGCAUCGAUCUUAUUCAUCUUGAUUCGACUUUAUCCCCGUUCUAUAAUAUUUCUUUCACUCCAUCAGAAGUUUUAAGAAAGGCGGCUAUACGUUCACAAAACCGCAUCAAUCAAUUCCGUGAUUUAUAUAUGAAUUUCAAUGAGGAAAAGAUUGAGUCUGUGAUUAUUCCCAAUGGAGGUGACUUUCUUAUGAAAAUCUAUGUUGGAUCUCCACCAGUUGAAGUCCUUGCUGUUGCAGACACGGGAAGUGACCUGAUAUGGAUACAAUGCGCUCCUUGUGACCAGUGCUACCAACAAGAUGCUCCUCUCUUCGAUCCGAGUAAGUCCUCUACUUACAAGGAGCUUUCUUGUACCACAGAAUUGUGCCAGGCUCUACCUAGACAGAGGUGUGGGAACACACAAGAGUGCGAAUACUUUUAUUCUUAUGGAGAUGGAUCAUAUACUUUAGGGAACUUGAGUAGCGAAACCUUAAGUUUAGAUUCCAGCAAUGGCCAACAAGUUUCUUUCCCCUCAUCGGCAUUCGGAUGCGGACAUCGAAACAAUGGUACUUUCAACCGUCGUACUGCAGGUCUCGUUGGCCUUGGCGGGGGGCCGUUGUCGUUGAUUUCUCAAUUAGGAGAUCAAAUAGAACACAAAUUCUCAUAUUGUUUGCUUCCAAGGUCGGCAAACACUAACAGCAAGCUUAGAUUCGGAGAAGAUGCAACCAUCUCCAGGGCCGGAGUAGUUUCAACUCCACUUAUAUCCAAAUAUCCUCCUACUUUGUACUUUCUUACUCUUGAAAGUAUUAGCAUUGGAGGUAAAAUUGCACAGGCACCUCCAAGUCAAGGGAACAUUGUGAUAGAUUCUGGGACAACCUUAACAUAUUUGCAAUCUGACUUAUACAAUCAAUUGGAAGCUAAUGUCAUUGAGGCUAUUGGUAUGAGCCCAGUACCAGAUCCAUCUGGAACCUUUGAUUUGUGCUUCCAAGCAGAGUCAGUUAAAACCGAUUUUCCGGAAAUGGUAUUCCAUUUUACUGGUGCAGAUCUUCAUUUGCCACCUGAUAACACGUUCUUCAAAUUUGAUGAUUUGUUUUGCAUGCUGAUAGUUCCUAGUGACCAGAUUUCCAUCUUCGGAAACUUCGCCCAGACCAACUUUCAAGUGGAAUAUGACCUCCAACAAAAGAAAGUGUCUUUUGCUCCAACGGAUUGCACCACAAGUACUUGAUUGAUUGUCUUGCAAUUUCUUAAUCUAUUACAUAGUCUUGUAUUAAAUUUGAAAAUAAUAUUGUAUGCCAGAGUUAUUCCGAGUGGUAAGACAACUACUCUGAAGGA